Molecule: messenger RNA, 960 nt
Organism: Fusarium oxysporum Fo47
Lineage: Eukaryota; Fungi; Ascomycota; Sordariomycetes; Hypocreales; Nectriaceae
Product: chaperonin 10-like protein
Exons: 1
Coding region: 1-960 (319 amino acids)
Molecular function (GO): oxidoreductase activity, acting on NAD(P)H
Source: RefSeq, a predicted model, not a curated record
AUGAUGUUCGAGUGGCUCACAUAUCCCCUUGUCCUUGGUUACGACGUCGCCGGCCAAGUCAUCAAGACCGGUUCUGGAGUUAAUCGAUUCAAAGAGGGUGACAGGAUCGUUGGACUGGCAGCUGGUAUGGAUAAGCGCGGAAGAAGACCUGAUGAGGGCGCUUUUCAAGAACUUGUCGUGAUCAGAGAGCAUUUGGCUGUAAAAGUUCCUGACGGGAUGAAGAGUGCUGAUGCGGCCGUGCUGCCUCUUACUGCUGUAACUGCUGCGUGCGCUUUGUUCCAAAAAGAUCAGCUAGGCCUUCAAAUGCCGCAGAUCAAGACGCACCUUAAGCAUACUGGCGAGACAGUGCUGGUUUGGGGAGCGAGCACAAGUGUUGGGAGGAACGCCGUACAGCUUGCAGUCGCAGCUGGCUACGAUGUCAUCGCCACAGCGUCACCCAAGAACUGGGAUACGGUGCGCAGUCUCGGCGCAUCUGCAGUAUUCGACUAUCGCAGCUCGUCAGUCAUAGACGAUGUGGUGGCGGGUCUAAAGGACACAAGGUGUGCAGGCGCUGUAGCCAUCGGUCAAGGCUCUCUGGCAAAGUGUAUCGACAUCAUCAAGAUGACUCUUGGCGCUGCGAAGAACGUAGCCCAAGUCACAAUUGAUAUGCCAGCAUCGCCACCAACAGGUAAGCUCUCUAUGCUUCCAUUUGUUGCUAAGUACCUCUGGCUAUCUUCAACAAACAGACUCAAGGUCUUGAGCAGCGGAGUCCGAAGCAAGUUUGUAUUCGGCACGGACAUAAUCGAUUGGGAUGCCGAUGGGAAGAUAUCGAAGUACCUGACCGAGGCACUGGACCUUAGGGAUUAUACUAUGCCAUCCGAGGCUUGCGUUGUCGGAACUGGGUUGGAGACGAUUUCGCAUGGGCUGGACAGGGUUCGGAACGAGAAGUCUGGGAAGAAGAUCGUAGUUGUGUUAGAAUGA